Messenger RNA from Tribolium castaneum (red flour beetle), 1698 nucleotides. RefSeq names its product transformer-2 protein homolog beta. The record is from RefSeq and is a predicted model, not a curated record. NCBI's taxonomy places the organism in Eukaryota, Metazoa, Arthropoda, Insecta, Coleoptera, Tenebrionidae. The transcript has 8 exons. Gene Ontology annotation, biological process: positive regulation of mRNA splicing, via spliceosome. Gene Ontology annotation, cellular component: spliceosomal complex. Bases 201 to 983 code for a protein of 260 amino acids. Gene Ontology annotation, molecular function: RNA binding.
CAGCAGCGCCUCUUUGCCAUUCGCCGCCAUCAUUCCACAAGUUUUGUUUGGCGUGUUUGUGGUCAAGUUGCGUUUAAGACUAAAAAACUCACUAGUUGUCCUAUUUUCUUCCAAUUUCCUAGUAUUUAUUUUAUUUUUUACUAUGAGUGAUAGGGAGGUUCCGUUUCUAGGGGAGCCGCUCGCCCAUUGAUCGUAAAGCAAUGAUCGACCGAGACCACUCUCCACACGCGAGGCGGGAAGAGUCUCCAAGAAAUCACAAGGCCAAGAGUUACUCAAGGAGUCCAAGCCGGAGUAGAAAAAUAUCGUAUCGAGAUGGCGACAGAGACCGAGAAAGGCGCCGCGACGACCGAGACCGAGAAGAUCGCAGAUACAGGUCGCGCAGUCGAUCACGCUCAGACAGACGUUACAAGUCCUCGAGAUAUUCACGUAGUCACUCGCGUUCCCCCGGCGACCGGCGGUCGCUCUCACAUAGCCCUAUGUCUAGCCGCAGGCGCCAUUUGGGGACCAGGGACAAUCCAAAACCUUCGCGGUGUCUUGGCGUUUUCGGAUUGAGCGUCUACACGACAGAGGACGAACUAUAUCACAUCUUUUCCAAAUAUGGGCCGCUUGAAAGGGUGCAAGUUGUCAUUGAUGCAAAGACUGGACGCUCACGAGGCUUCUCGUUUGUGUAUUUUGAAAAUACGGACGAUGCGAAAGUAGCCAAAGAUCAAUGUUCUGGUAUGAAAAUAAACGGUAAAAAUAUUCGAGUCGAUUAUUCUAUCACAGAAAGGGCGCACACACCGACGCCUGGAAUAUACAUGGGAAAACCCACCUAUAAAUAUAAUGAUCGUUACGAUCGACGCCGGGAUAGAGAUGAUUAUUAUGGCCGUGGUUCGCGCUACAGCCAUAGACGUUCUCCAUCGCCGUAUUACAGGCGACGUCGUUACGACCGUUCGAGAUCUCGCAGUUACUCGCCUCGGAUAAGAACAAGAGGUUUGGGAUGAAUUAUGAAGUUUAUAUAAGAAAUAGAAUUUUCUCAAGUUACCUUAAAUCACUUCUCUGAAGCUUAUUUCAAUGAAUCAGCUAAACACACGAAAUGAAUUGUGAAAAUACAUCCAUCAAGAGAAUUGAGAAAUUUUUAACAACUCUCUUGAAGAAUGAAAAAUUGUUUUCUUUUUUUAAGUAGAAGACACCUCUCAUUGAAAAUCAGCUCUUAGUCCCACCAAGGCGAUUUGCAUUGUUCACUCAGACCGAAAAUCUGCUCCCAAUUAGAUCAAAACUUGAAAUUUGAAAAUGUAGGAGUUUGGUACGUAGAACGCCAAAUAUACAAACUCAAGACUUUCUUAUCUACUCUGUUCAACAGAUUCACAGUAACAGUUUUCACUUAAUCUAUAUGUAUUUUUUGAAUAUUGUUAGACAUAAUGCAUGUCACUGUAUUCUUUCAGAUUCAUGUUAAACAGCUUAUACUAACUUUUUUAGUCAUUUACUAAUGUGCACAUUCAGUUGUUUUAGUAUAAGGUGAAUUGGAUUUUUUUAGAGUUAAGCCUUCAUCUACUCGUGGAGUAGAAAUACAUAUAGAUUUUCGCUGUAACCCUCCAGUUGCAGUUACAUAAAUUUUUUUUUCCUCAAUAGGUACCCAGAGAAUUUGAAGAUUUGCAGCGAGUUGUACAAACGUCUUAUUGUACCAAUAGCAGUAAUGAAUAAAUUGUCCAAACAUAA